CUUCAAUAGCCUGUCUCUAUUCAUAGGGUCAACAAUGGCAGCCCUGCGCCCAUUACGCGUUCCUGCAGCCAGAUACUGUAGAAACGAGCCCCCUCUAUACCUCGAUUUUCUAGCUCCAGCCGCCACCCGUCCUCCUCGCCGAUGUUUCUGGUCCCGGUCCAAGACAGACGCUAACGAGCCUGGCGAUUCUGCAGCGCCCAUACCCCAAAAAUCCAAUGAUGCAUUGCCAAAACCUCGGUAUGUCCUGAGCAAAGAGCAGCGGGAGUAUCUCGACAGCGCGCUGCGUGUCAAUCAGGCCGGGGAGCUCGCCGCGACACUGAUUUACGCUGCCCAGAAGCCACCCAUCAUCCGAUCUCAUCCGCACCUACGACCGUUGAUGAAGCAUAUGUAUGAUCAAGAGGCAGAGCAUUUUGCUAAUUUCAAUCGCCUGGUCGCGAAACACCAAAUUCGUCCCACGGCCAUGUACCCAGUCUGGGAAGUUGCAGCUACGUUUCUUGGUUGGUCGACGGCUAUUAUGGGCAGAGAGGCCGCAAUGGCGUGUACAGAAGCCGUCGAGACGGAAAUUGGCACCCACUACAAUGAACAGAUCAGCACAAUGCUGGGAUGGAUGAAGGAAGCGGAACAGCGUGGGGAGGAGGUUGACGAGGAGCUAAAGGAUCUACUGGCACUGCUAAGGAAGACUCGAGACGAGGAGCUUGAGCAUCUGGAUUAUGCAGUCGAAAACGAUGCAAAGGAAGCCAAGCCGUAUGAUCCUUUAGUGAAUCUUAUUCGUCAUGGAUGUAGAGCAGCUAUCAACAUCACCGAGAAGGUCUAGACAGACCAGGUGAUUGAAUAUGGAUAUAAUUUUGUAUAUUUACUGUACUAAUAUGAGUAUGUGCAGUCUGUCGUUUCGAACUUGUGCAACUCGAAACAAUGCACAACAGAGCCGUUCUUAUUCUUUCUUUCUUUUCCUUCCCCUUUCAUUUAAUUAGAAUAUAGAAGCCUGCGGCGUAGUCGAACCGCCUUGCGGAACAAAUAGUUUGAAAAAGGAAGAAACAAACCUUAUGAGAAAGGAAGAUGAAAUUGAAAAAGGAUGAAUUUGGC
Messenger RNA from Talaromyces proteolyticus, 1083 nucleotides. Its product is annotated as putative ubiquinone biosynthesis protein Coq7. Gene Ontology annotation, cellular component: mitochondrial inner membrane. The transcript has a single exon. The record is from RefSeq and is a predicted model, not a curated record. Gene Ontology annotation, molecular function: 3-demethoxyubiquinol 3-hydroxylase activity. Bases 35 to 814 code for a protein of 259 amino acids. NCBI's taxonomy places the organism in Eukaryota, Fungi, Ascomycota, Eurotiomycetes, Eurotiales, Trichocomaceae. Gene Ontology annotation, biological process: ubiquinone biosynthetic process.